AUGUACUCUCCUUCUAUCAAUUCCACCUCCAACUCUUCUUCUACGCUCCAAAUAUCUCCUGCAGUAGUCAAGUCUUUCACUCCUACGAAGAGGUUCAAUUAUCACAAGGAAGCAAGUAUAACCUCUCUAGAUUAUGAUGAUUCUGGACAAUUUUUGAUAUCUGCAGGUAUAGAUAAAUCGAUUCAAUUGUAUGAUAAUCACAAGGGAAUACACAUUAAGGAUAUACAGUCACAAAAGUACGGUGCGCACUUGGCCAAAUUCACACAUUUGAAUAAGAACUGCUUGUAUGCUUCAACUCCGGUGGGAACUUCCAAUCUUCAAGAGGUGGAUCAUGACAAUUCGAUAAGGUACCUUUCAUUGGAUGAUAAUCAGUAUCUUCGGUAUUUUAAGGGCCAUAAAGAAACAGUCAUAAGUCUAGAGGUUGAUCCGGUACAUGAUACCUUUCUAAGCUCAAGUAUGGACUUAACUGUAAAGAUGUGGGAUUUAAGGUCUUCUAAUCCAACGGGGAAUAUAGAUACAGGAAGUCCCUCUAUCGUAGCGUACGAUCCGAUGGGGGUUAUAUUUGUAGUGGGAAAAUAUUCUACUUCGACAAUUGAGUUUUAUGAUAUUACCAACUUCGACAAGAAGCCCUUUUUGACCCUGAAGGUGGAGUCGAGCAUACCAUGUAAAUGGAAUAAAUUGGAAUUUUCGAACAAUGGUAAAUUAUUAUUGGUCUGUACGAAUUCUGAUAAUCACUAUAUUGUUGAUGCAUUCCUGGGACAACCAUUGUGUGUGCUACAUGUUCCUGAUGGAGCUAUGGAAUUCAAAUAUCCCUUCAAUGGAUCACUGACGUUUACGCCGUGUGGCCGGUUCGUUUUAGUAGGCUCAUCUCAACACGAAGUGCAUGUUUUUGACGUAUCAUCCAUCAAAACCACGGAAGGAGGAAAUGAUACAGUGGAAACGAGCUACAAAGUCAUAAAGCCAUUAAAAGUUAUAGAGACCCUGCAAGGUAUACCGAAAAUAUUGGCAUUCAAUCCUAAACUAUUGACAUUUGCAUCUGCUGACACGACUGUGAGUCUUUGGCAGCCAUUAAUAGAGUGA
This is a messenger RNA of Dujonia railenensis, 1080 nucleotides long. The record is from the annotation of a GenBank genome assembly. NCBI's taxonomy places the organism in Eukaryota, Fungi, Ascomycota, Pichiomycetes, Serinales, Debaryomycetaceae.